UUUUCCUUUUCCUCGCACCCAAAGUGUCUAUGAAUUUCAUUCUCCUGUGAACCCAAGUUCUCAAGAGUUUCUUGUCCAGAAGAGGUCUGGUUGUUCCCACAAUUUCCGUGAAUUCCAUCCUGAGUUGUAUGAUCCCCAAUGUCUGGGUAAUUCCUGAGAAGUACUGACUGAAUUCCAGGGAAUAGAAGAACAAAGAGGCUGUUUGAUUUGGUGGUUAGAUGCAAUCUUCCUUUAUGAAACCAUUAAAAUAUCUUUUGUUUUAGCUUGUAAUUUGGUUGACGUAAAGCCUUCUCAUUUCCCUUUUUCUUAUAGUAUUAAAAGAGGGCUAGCAUCAGAAAGCUACAAUGCCAGCUCAAAAGGCUUCAUCUUCACAUACUCUGAGUCAUCUUCCCUUUUUCUCAUUUCCCUUUUUAUUAUGUCCCACCAUAUUUAACCAGAUAAACCUUUCUUUUGAUCUCUUGGAAAAUUGAACAAAAGAAGAAUAGGUCCUUGCAUAGCCUUACAAAAAAGACCGAACAUACCCCGUCAUCUCAGACUAUUUUUUAUUAGAAUUUAUUUUUUCCUGAAGCUCAGGUCUGUGCCUUUAUUCUUGUUUAUGAGCAACGGAUGAGUCAUCAACCAGAAGUUGAAGAUUCACCCACCAUUUUUGUCCCUUUAAAUACACCUGCAUUGUACAGGGUUGAUCAACUCAAAGGGUUUUUGCAAUCUCUGGAAAGUUGAGCAUUCUAGACCACUUGUUGCAGACUGAAUUGCAGCACUUUCAGAAAUAUGAAGAGCCAACUCCAAGAACAUGUUAUCGGAAUCCCAGUCAGCUGCCAAUAUGAUAAGCCAUCUCUUUCAAAUGGCCCUGGGGCAAUCAUCCAAAAAAAAUGGGAUUCCACAAAUUACAGGAUAAAAAAAAACAGGAAGAAGGCAGACAAUUUUGUGGAUGGAGUCCGAGAGCAUGUGAGAUUAGGGCCUAAGUUCUCUGAAACGGUGAAGGGAAAGUUGAGCUUGGGGGCUAGGAUUCUUCAAGUUGGAGGAGUGAAGAGAGUUUUCAAGCAAAUUUUUGGUGUUGAAGGAGAGAAGCUGUUGAAGGCUUCCCAAUGCUACUUAUCAACAACAGGAGGCCCUAUAGCUGGUCUCCUCUUUAUCUCUUCUCAGAGGAUUGCCUUUUGCAGUGAUAGAUCAAUCAAAUUCUCUUCUCCAAAUGGUGAAUUGAUUAGGAUCCAUUACAAGGUCUCUAUCCCACUGAGAAAGAUAAAAAGAGCCAACCAAAGCGAGAAUGUGAAAAAUCCAUCUCAGAAGUACAUGGAAAUCGUUACUGUGGAUAACUUUGACUUCUGGUUUAUGGGAUUCUUGAAUUAUCAGAAAGCUUUCAGCUACCUCCAACAGGCACUCUGUGAAGCGCAGAAUCUGGUUGAGAAGUGAUUCAAAGUUUCUUCCCCCAACUUCUACAAAUGUAUUUACAUGAAUCUGAUAAGGAUCUGUACAGUCAGAGGCUUUGUACAAAUUUUUUGCUAAUGAGAAAUUGAUCUCCAAUUUUUCAACCA
Messenger RNA from Vitis vinifera (wine grape), 1532 nucleotides. RefSeq names its product GEM-like protein 4. The record is from RefSeq and is a predicted model, not a curated record. The transcript has 4 exons. Lineage: Eukaryota; Viridiplantae; Streptophyta; Magnoliopsida; Vitales; Vitaceae. Bases 769 to 1410 code for a protein of 213 amino acids.